Spea bombifrons (plains spadefoot toad) is the source of this 1579-nucleotide messenger RNA. RefSeq names its product programmed cell death protein 4-like. Gene Ontology annotation, biological process: negative regulation of DNA-templated transcription. The transcript has 11 exons. Bases 159 to 1487 code for a protein of 442 amino acids. Gene Ontology annotation, cellular component: cytosol; nucleus. The record is from RefSeq and is a predicted model, not a curated record. NCBI's taxonomy places the organism in Eukaryota, Metazoa, Chordata, Amphibia, Anura, Pelobatidae.
AGAGCGAGUCUCCGGGAAAAUGGCGGUGGUUCCAUAACUGCGCUCAGCCCUGGAUAGUGAUGUCUUUGGAUAACUUUAUUUACAGUGACAGAUGACAAAGGCGAUAAUCUAUCUACUUUCCAGCAGUUGCAAGGACUUUAGAUUCAGGAGCCGGUCCGAUGUCCGCCUCGGCCGGGAUGGGUCCAGGGGAAGCUGAGGCGUUGGACGGGGAGGAGAUGAGUGAGGAGGAGGAGGUGUCGCGGGACUGGACUCCGCAGGAGAAGGCGCUCCACGAAGCUCGAGUGAAGGCCAAGGCCAAGUACAGGGUCCGGCGGACCUCGUCCCGCGACUCCGAGAGCUCAGAGACCCCCGCUGACAUUCCCACCCCGCAGGGGAAGGGCCAUGACCGCAAAUCGCGCAUGGGCAAGGGGAGAGGGCUGCCCAAGAAAGGUGGUGCUGGAGGGAAGGGCGUGUGGGGAGCCCCGGGGCAGGUGUACUCUUACCAGGAGCCAGAUGCCCACGACCCCAAUUACGACGAAUCUGCGCAGGGGGACACCGUGUAUCAGAAGGUGGUCCCUGAGCUCGACGAGGCCGGGUUACAGACGGCGGUGCAGCCAAUGGUGCAGGAGUACUUCGAGCACGGGGACACAGGAGAGGUCGUAGCUUUGCUGAACGAGCUGAAUUUGGGGAGUCAGUCGCCGGGGGUCCCCCGCCUGGCCGUCUCGCUUGCCUUGGAAGGAAAGGCCAGUCACCGCGAGCUCGCCUCCCGCCUCCUCUCCGACCUGGCGGGGAAAGUGCUGUCCGAGGAGGACAUCGCCCGAGCCUUCGACAGGAUGCUGUCUGACCUGCCAGAUCUCAUACUGGACACUCCGGAGGCUCCACAGAUGCUGGGGCAGUUCAUUGCCCGUGCGGUUGCAGAUCACGCUCUUCCACUAGACUUCCUGGCCCGAUACAAAGGCCGAGUGGACUGUGAACAUGCGCGAGCUGCUUUGGACCGCGCCGCCGUGUUACUGAGAAUCAAGCGGGAGAUCAUCCGUCUGGACAACGUGUGGGGUGUGGGGGGCGGCCAGCGGCCCGUCAAACAUCUCAUCAAAGAGAUGAACCUGCUCCUGCAGGAGUUCCUGAUCUCGGGGCAGGUAUCGGAGGCCGAACGCUGCCUACGGGAGCUGGAGGUUCCACAUUUCCAUCACGAGCUUGUCUAUGAGGCCGUGGUGCUGGUUCUGGAGGGGUCGGCGGAGGGCCACGUCCUCAUGGCGGUGAAGCUGUUGAAGUCUCUGUGGGAGAGCGGUCUCAUUACCCUGGACCAGAUGAACAGGGGUUUCCGGCGCGUCUAUGAAGAGCUCCCUGAUCUGAGUCUGGACGUGCCGCACGCCCACAGCGUGAUGGAGAAACUGGUGGAUCUGUGUUAUAAGGAGGGGGUCAUCACCCAGCAGCUGAGGGACCAGUGCCCUGCCAGGGGCCGGAAGCGUUUUGUAAGCGAGGGAGAUGGUGGGUGCAUCAAAGAGUGAUGGGAGUGAUUGGACUUCUUCAUGCAUCAGCCCUGGGCCUGGAGGAACAGCGGGGGGGGCAAUCUACUCAAAAUAAACAGAAAGCCUCCGCA